AACAACCUGAUCGAGCCGAAGCCGAGUUCCUCGCUCCCCCAAAAUCCCCCAAGCAGCUCUGCAGCUGCCCCUCACAACUUCAUUCCCAAAUCCGCCGCAACGCGAAGCAAACGACGCCCCGAACACACCCAAGCCACGCCCAAUUCCUAUCUCUCGCCGCGCAUCGACGACGGCGCGGACGCCAUGAUCCUGCGAACGUACGGGCGCAGAUCCCGCUCCUUCUCCGACGGCGGGGGCGGGGUCUCGUCCUCGCAGGACGCGUUCGACUGCGACGACGCCGCCGACUUGCUGGUGUCGUCGGCCUCGCAGCCGCUCCCGCUCCCGCCGUCGCAGGAGUCCUCUUCGAUGUGGGACUUCGACGAGGACCCACCUCCGUCCCCGCCGCGGCCCCGGCCGGAGGGGCGGCGGCGCGGGGCAAGAAGAGGAGGGUGGGAGCUCGCGGAAGCCCCCGCGGUGGCGCCGACGGCAACGCUGAUGGAGGCGGAGGAGUACGGAGAGAUGAUGGAGAGCGUGGACGAAGUCACGUUCGCGCUCGACGGGCUCCGACCCGCAGCGCAGAAGCGGACGCGGCGGGCCAGCCUGCUCGCGCUGCUCGGGAUCUGCGCCUCCGCCGAGCGCCGCCGCGUGCUCCGGUCCCAAGGACUGGUACAGCAAAUUAUCGAUGCUAUUUUGGUUCUGGACAUUGAUGAUCCUCCCUGCGCUAUUGCUGCAGGAGCUCUUUUAUUUGUUUUGGCAAGUGAUGUCCAAGACAAUAAUUCGCUGGAUUCAGAAACUUGUGUCCAUUUCCUUCUUAAAUUAUUAAACCCUCCAGUGAAUGUUGUUGAUGCCAAAGCGCCAUCAAUAGGUUCCAAACUUCUUGGAAUCAGUAAAUUUCAGAUGCUUAACAGUUCCAAUAAGGAUGCAGAUUCUAGUUCAGAGGACAUACUUUUAAAAGUUGAAGAAAUCCUCUUAAGCUGCAAAGAGAUCAAGCCACUAGACAGUGAUGAUAAGAAAACAACAAGGCCAGAACUAUGUUCAAAGUGGCUUGCUUUGUUGACAAUGGAAAAGGCGUGCUUGUCUGCUGUUGCAUUAGAGGAUACAUCUGAGAUGGUGUUGAAACUUGGAGGAAAUUUUAAAGAAACAUUAAGGCAGUCGGGUGGCCUUGAUAAUAUUUUUAAUGUCAUGGUGAAUUGCCAUUCAGAGCUGGAGAAACUUGUAAAGGAUGCCUCCACUACGGAUGUGGAGGGAAAGGAAAGAGCUCCUCUGCAAAGCGCUGCACUCCUCUUGAAAUGUUUGAAAAUUUUGGAGAAUGCCACAUUUCUAAGUGACAACAACAAGACCCAUUUGCUCAGCUUGAAUCGAAAAUUGAGCCCUAAAUGCCCCCCACUUCCUUUUGUUGGUGUCAUUCUCAAUAUUAUUGAAUUACUAUCAGCCCUCUCUCUUCUUCAGAAACCUUCCACUGUUUCAAGAAAAGCAGACCCAAAAAAUACUAAAGUUUGCAAUGGGGCUUGCUCUGCCGACAGUAGAUGUUUGAACUUAUUGAAUCAUCAUGGCAAGUGCAAUAACUCAAAGAAAAAGAGUCCUUUACUGAAUCAUCAUGGCAAGUGCCAGGAUUGCUCAUCCACCAAAUUCAAUGGUGCUAGUUUGAAGCUCAAUGUAAGAAAGGACCGUUCUAAAGCUAAUUCAACCAGAGGUUCAAGUGGUUGGAUUUCUAUAAAAGCACGUACUUCUGAUUGGAACUCCAGAGAAAUGGCAAAAAAGCGACGUCUAUCAGAAAAUGCACAAACUGCUUUGAGUAAUGGUGGUGAUGAUCCAUUUGCAUUUGAUGAUACCGAUCAAGAACCUUCAAAUUGGGAUCCAUUUGGUCCAAAAAGGAAAUCACCACAGAAGCGAGCGAAACGAUCUAAUGGUGAACUAGUGCUGGAUGAUUGUGACACUGCAGUAACGGGAAGUCCUGAAUUAUGUCAACCUGAAGGUAUUAAUCAGUCAGGUGCAACUUCUGAUUCUAAGGCUGCAGAUGAGUCCAACCUUUUAGAAGAUUGCCUUUUGGCAUCAGUUAAGGUUCUUAUGAACUUGGCAAAUGACAACCCUUCUGGUUGCGAACAAAUUGCGUCAUGUGGUGGAAUUAAUACAAUGGCCUCCUUGAUCAUUAAACAUUUUCCCUCAUUUGAUUUCUCCAUGGACAGUAACAAUCAAAUGAAAGAAAGAGUAUCCUCUGGUGAUCUGUCGUCUUCCCAGAACAGCAAGUCACUCCAAAUCAAAACUAAGCAAUUGCGAGCCUAUGAACUUGAUUUUCUGGUCGCCAUAUUGGGAUUGCUUGUCAACCUUGUGGAGAAGGAUAACCUUAAUAGGGUACGACUUGCGAAUGCCCGUGUUUCUGUCAAUCUAUCUCAAAGUCCAGAUACUGAAGAGGUACAGAGGGAUGUCAUACCCCUUCUCUGUUCAAUAUUCUUAGCGAGUCAAAGUACUGGGGAAACUGCUGAAGCUAUAUCACCGGAUGACGAAGAAUCUUUGUUGCAAGGAGAACGCGAAGCCGAAAUGAUGAUCGUGGAGGCCUACGCAGCACUUGUGCUCGCCUUUCUUUCAACGGAAAGUAUGAAGGUUCGAGGAGCCAUUUCCAGCUGCCUUCCGGACAACAACUUAAAAGUUCUUGUACCAGUGCUAGAGAAGUUUGUGUCAUUUCACCUGCAGCUCAACAUGAUGACAAGGGAAACACAUUCAGCUGUCACCGAAGUCAUUGAAAGAUGCAGGCAGUCAUAGAAGUUGGAAGAGGGCGCCCUGUACAGAUUAACCGACCUCUCUGCAGUGCAGCCGAAGCCACACACAGGUGUUGCUCCUCACCUGGCCAGGGCGCAACGAAUUGAUUGAUGCCAGAGGCUGGCUUGGGAGCUAACAGUGUUUCUAUUCUUUCUUUUGCCCCUCCUGCUGUUCUGAUCCUGUCAUGUGCAUCUCCUUUAGUUUCUUCUCCACACACUCCCCCCCGGAAAUCAUGUAGUCCAUAUUAUGAGUGGAACAAUAACAGUGUAGGCUAUAGGGAAUGUAGUUGUGGUGCUUCAGUUCUUCGUCUCUGUUUUACAUGUUGUAUUUUCGUGUCACAUGGAAUCAGUGACCACACAUGCCUCAAUCUGACAAAUUAAGAGUGUAUAUCACAUAAUAGUAGUGUAAUUUAACUAUGUCUCUUUUUCCGUAUAAAGAACCUAUUAGUUGGAAGC
Zea mays is the source of this 3191-nucleotide messenger RNA. RefSeq lists its product as uncharacterized. Bases 184 to 2739 code for a protein of 851 amino acids. The record is from RefSeq and is marked validated. Lineage: Eukaryota; Viridiplantae; Streptophyta; Magnoliopsida; Poales; Poaceae. The transcript has 14 exons.